CUCAUCUAUCUGAUGAGCCACCGGUGAUAGAUGCCUAGGCACGCUCCUCUAUGAGCUGGUUUAUACCCUACUUUUCUUGUUGCUAUAUCAAAGGAAUCCAAGACUGAAGAAAAAGAAACCCAAAAAUGCAAAAAAGCUUUUUUAAAGUCCUCACCACUGUGUAGACAAAAGAAGCUUUUUACCCAAGACCACUUCUCUUCUCUCACUCUACUCCACAUUCUCUUCUAUAUUCUUCCUUUCCUUACUUUACUAACCUUUUAAAUUCUCCUAAAAAUCUUUUCUUUCUCACUGUAUCUCGAUCUCCAACUCCAAGUUAGGUAAUUAAUAAUUAAAGAUCAUAUUUCACCAAAAUGGUUAAGUUGGUAGGUGUUCUUGUUUGCUUCUUGAUCGUGACUAUUGAUGUUGUAGCCGGGAUUCUAGGCAUCCAAGCAGAAGUUGAACAAAACAAGGUGAAGCAUUUGAGGCUGUGGAUAUUCGAGUGCAGAGACCCAAGUGAAGAAGCUUUCAAGCUUGGGUUAGCCGCAGGAGCUCUUUUGGCUCUAGCUCAUGUAUUGGCUAACUUGCUUGGUGGCUGUCAAAAUUGCAUUUGUUCUCAAGAUGAACUUCAAAAGGCUUCUCCUAAUAGACAACUCUCUCUGGCAUGCCUCAUAUUCACCUGGAUCAUAUUAGCCGUUGGAUUGUCUAUGCUGGUGAUAGGGACUUUGUCGAACAACAAGUCAAGAGCUUCCUGUGGAUUCACGCACCAUCAUUUCCUAUCAAUUGGAGGCAUUUUGUGUUUUGUUCAUGCCCUGUUUUCUGUUGCAUAUUACAUAACUGCAACUGCCUCUGUUGAUUAAAACACGUACAAUCUACCUUUUACCCAUUUUUACUUUUCUAACUUCACUUCUCCGAUCUCCAUCUCCUUAAUAUUAUUAUAUUAUUAGUGUUGUUCAUCUUGAUCAAUUAGAGAUUAUGUACUAAUUAAUCCCAUCUCACAAGUUGUGAUGGGCAACAAUAGCUACAUAAUUAUAAAUCAUGUGCUUUAAAGGCCAUUUGUUAUU
Molecule: messenger RNA, 1040 nt
Organism: Cannabis sativa
Lineage: Eukaryota; Viridiplantae; Streptophyta; Magnoliopsida; Rosales; Cannabaceae
Product: protein VASCULATURE COMPLEXITY AND CONNECTIVITY
Exons: 3
Coding region: 351-836 (161 amino acids)
Source: RefSeq, a predicted model, not a curated record